Messenger RNA from Aureobasidium melanogenum CBS 110374, 945 nucleotides. RefSeq lists its product as uncharacterized. Lineage: Eukaryota; Fungi; Ascomycota; Dothideomycetes; Dothideales; Saccotheciaceae. The transcript has a single exon. The coding region runs from base 1 to 945 and encodes 314 amino acids. The record is from RefSeq and is a predicted model, not a curated record.
AUGUCGGACAGAGCCGAUUUUCUUGCUGGCAUCGCCGCCAGUGGUUGCGGUCCUCAGUUUGGCAUCUACGGCGACUUUGGAACUUUCAGUGGCCCUUACCCGGAUCCAUCUCCUCCCGGCGGAGUCUUCGGUAUCUCUGACUACGACAUGUCUGACGACUCACGUCCUUCCGGCGAUGAAGAAUCCUCCGAUGCCGACGAUUCCACCUCAGAAGCUUCCGAGACAGACGAAACAAGCAAAUCCGCGCUCAAGAAGAAAAAGAAACUUGAUGCACACGCUAAGAAGCAGCUCAAGCUCAAGGAAAUUCAGGAUCGCAAGCUCAAGAGACAGAUGUUCCAUCUCCAUCUUGACAAAAGCCCCAGCAAAGCCUUCACUUCGAUAUCUGGCGUUGCGAGACAAAAUCUUGCUCGCAUUUCGAGGGAGGCACGCGCUGGGUUCGGCAAUUCCAAGAUGAAGAAGCUCAAGCAUCUCAGAUGGGCAUUCCAAACCUUUACCCCUGCUGGUUAUGCCAACUAUGUUCACAUCCUUGGUGUUGACAAGGAGAUGCAGACACGAUUGAGUCACCCGGAACUCGACGAAGAGCCAUUCGAGGAAGAUUCGCUUGGACAAGAGGACCUUACCUACCCUAUGAAAAGAAUCAGACGCAGCGACAUCAAGAAGAUCAAGAGAGAGAGUAAUCUCAGCCACAAAGAGCAGAGAGCUGCUAAAGCUGCCAGGAAACGUGAGAGGUUCGCAGCUCAGGCCCGUCCGUCACGUAAGGAAGCUUCGACUGCUCAGUUGAGGGCUUCGUGGGCCAGAAAGGAAAAAUUCCAAGAAAUGGUCAAGCUGAGCAAGGGAAAGGCUCACGAAGACCCCAAGACUCAGAAGCGCUUCUACGCAUGGGCCAGAAGACAAUUGGGCAAGAAGUGGGUUCCCAAGUUCAACAAGAUCUUCGGACCUGCAUGA